This is a messenger RNA of Symbiodinium pilosum, 276 nucleotides long. The record is from the annotation of a GenBank genome assembly. Lineage: Eukaryota; Dinophyceae; Suessiales; Symbiodiniaceae.
AUGGCUUGGACUCCUGGUCAGGCACUUGGCAAGGGCUUAUGGAUGAGCUCGCGAAGCGCGGCAUUAAGACCUUUGCAGUCGACCUUCGAGGUCACGGAGAGUCUCCUUUGGGUGACCCGAAGGAUUUCUCACCGCAGCAGCUGGCGGCAGACGUGCGUGCAGCGCUCCAGGCCGCGGGCUUGCUGGACUCGCGUGUGGCGCUGGUUGGGCACAGUAUGGGUGGGCGAAUUGCUAUGCAGUAUGCUGCGGACUAUCCGGAAGACUUGUGCGUUUUAG